Molecule: messenger RNA, 672 nt
Organism: Mya arenaria
Lineage: Eukaryota; Metazoa; Mollusca; Bivalvia; Myida; Myidae
Product: type-2 ice-structuring protein-like
Exons: 2
Coding region: 1-672 (223 amino acids)
Molecular function (GO): signaling receptor activity
Source: RefSeq, a predicted model, not a curated record
AUGUAUGCUGCUAUGGAAAUGACGCAAUACCAAAAGGUUGCUGGUACAAUAUCUGGAAAUCAACUUGAUUAUACCUCAGGAAAGUUGGAUAAGAGUCGCGAGCAGUGCCUUCUUGCGUGUUCAGGAGAGGACAACUGUGAGGCUGUUCGAUAUGGACGAAGCACAUCCGAAUGCCAGAUGUUGAGUGACGUCGUCCUUCAAUCAUCCGGAAGUGACGCUAACUGGUUGACAUAUCAGAAAGUUAAGGGUUGCCCCGAAGGGUGGGUCGCUUUUGACAAGUCGUGUUACUUCUUCUCAACUAAUUUUGCCAACUGGAACGAUGCCGAGGACCACUGUAUAAGCCUGGGUGGUCAUCUGGCGACUAUCCGCAACAUUGACGAACACCAAUUCAUCGUUGAGAACCGACCUAGGCCGGACCAGUUUCUCUUGAUUGGAGGGAAACGAUCUUCUACAGUUGCUGGCACUUUUGUUUGGGCCAACGGUGAACCAUGGGACUUUGACCAUUGGGCGCCAUUUGAACCAAGUAACGUGAUGGAAGAAUGUGUGAAUAUUUUUUAUUACAAAGCAGAUCCGAAUCAAUACGGGGAUACAUGGAAUGAUAUGAUCUGUUCGCAGCCUGACCCAUUUGUAUGUGAGAAACUCGCAUUCGCCAACCUCAGAUACGUAGAUUGA